CGGAAGUGUUGACGAAGUAACUGACAGCUUUUGUUUUCUGUUCCUUCAAUAGGCAAGUGUGGCUCUUUUACUUGGUAGUUUUAACAGCUACAGAUAUGAGCGACCUUCCCGUGAACCCUCUGGUUCUGAUUGGUAUCGGGUCCAGUUUUGCCUUCUCCGGCCUGUUUUAUCACCUGUACAAAGAGAAGAAGAGAGAGUUGAAAGCGCUAAAGGAAAUCCCUGUUUUCAGACCAGAUGAAGAUUUGGUCAGGGUGCUGAAUGCCACUCCCCACAGGCGGCUCCAGUAUGUUGCUGUUGAAGGUCAGGUCCAGGCAGACGGGGAGCCUCUGAACAGCCAGUUCAUCCCACGAUGCUACGGUGUGAUUCAGAAGAUUGUUACAGUGGAGCAUUGGAAAUACUGGGACUCCAGUGCUGCGAAAUGGAACACCCGGAUAGGGUGCAAAAAAGAGAGCAACAACUCUGUGCCCUUCAGUCUGAUCAGCCCAGACGCCUACAUCUCUGAUGCAAGUGUGAGGGUGCACAACCCUUUAGAGGCCUCCGGCUGCUUUCUGGAAAGGGUUUAUUACAAAAUCAGAAAUGCUGAGGAGGACCUUGUGAACUCAUUGCUGCAAACCGUGGGUGGGGAGAAACCAGUGUCGAAGGAGGAGACGGAGGAAAUGCUGCGCGUGGGGACCACCGUGACGGGGUUCGGCGAGGUGGUGCUGGAGCGAGGCCAGGUGAUGAGGCUACAGGCCCCAAAGGGUGGCCGCAAAUACAUCCUGGUGCCCACUGACCACAAUAGCUUUUUGGACAGCCACAGGUCGUCAGCUGCCAUGUGGAAGGCGCUGUCUGCCUUUACUGGGAUAACUGGAACUGUAGUUCUGGCCUGUGUCAUUCGUAGCUUGAUGGAUAAGCGAGACGAACGAUCAAAUUAGGGCAGAAGACGAAGGGUUUGGUGCAGGUUUUACUGGUUGCUAAAGUUGUGUCACAGCCUUUUCAAUGCCUUUGGUGUUCUUUCAUAGAUUCUUUAACAAACUCUCAGUGCUGACAUAAUUCUCUUGCAUAUUUUGAGUAGUUACAACGCUCACGGGCAGUUUCCUGUCAUGUUCCAAGGCAAGCUUAGGGAUUUCCAAUCAUGACCAUGGGGGUGAAAAAUUAGAGACACUGGUGCGAAUUAAACUUUUAAUACACAUAAACAAAACUGUAAAUGUAACCUCAGUAAAACAAAAAGAAGC
Pundamilia nyererei is the source of this 1214-nucleotide messenger RNA. It is a transcript of the gene mul3, whose product is annotated as mitochondrial E3 ubiquitin protein ligase 3. Gene Ontology annotation, biological process: organelle organization; protein ubiquitination. The record is from RefSeq and is a predicted model, not a curated record. The coding region runs from base 96 to 914 and encodes 272 amino acids. Lineage: Eukaryota; Metazoa; Chordata; Actinopteri; Cichliformes; Cichlidae. Gene Ontology annotation, molecular function: ubiquitin-protein transferase activity. The transcript has 5 exons.